Styela clava is the source of this 1404-nucleotide messenger RNA. The record is from RefSeq and is a predicted model, not a curated record. Lineage: Eukaryota; Metazoa; Chordata; Ascidiacea; Stolidobranchia; Styelidae.
UUACAUGAAUGUGGGCUAUCAGAGUGUAAAUUAGCAUUUUCUUGAACGCAGCGCGGUUGGGUUAUGCACAACGUUUGACAGAUCAUUGUAAACUAGGGAAGUAGUGCGCGCAUAGGCGACAUGAAGGUAUUAGUAGUCUCAUUUUCAAAAUGUGGAACAAAGACCUUAGCUUCAGCACUUCGCACUCUAGGUUAUUCAGUCUAUGAUUUCGAAGAAAAUCAAAAUUAUCUUAGAGAGGAAUGGAUAAAAAUAAUGACCGAAGGAGGGACGAAAGAAGAUUUUUAUCGAAUGUAUAAAGACGUUGAUGCUGCUACAGACAUCCCUGCAUGUCUUUUCUGGGAAGAAAUCUCUGAAGCGUUCCCCGACGUUAAGCUUAUUUUCACAUGUCGCAAUAAUGAAGAUGAAUGGUUGAAAAGUUAUCAAAUACAGAUGAAGGCUAUUGCAGAUGAUCACUAUGUUGCCACGUGGCCGUUUCUCUCAUGGACAGCUUACAAAAAUUUCCGAUUCUGCCACCAUGCAGGCCGCGUCGCGUUCUGUUGCCCUCCACAAAGAAUAAAUCAAACUUUCCAGGGUGCAAGUCCAACUGUUGCGAAAAAGAGAUACAGAGAUCACAACACCAGUGUUUUACAGAGAGCACCGAAGGACCGCCUUUUAAAAAUGAAAUUGUCGGAUGGAUGGGAACCUUUGUGCAAAUUUCUUGAAAAGCCUAUUCCAAGCGAGCAAUUUCCACAUAAAAAUAUAAAGGAUCCCACUGUUCUACAUGUAGUACUAGUAGCUAAUUUAGCUCAGUUGAUCACUCUGUGUUAUUCUGUUUAUGAUUUUGAAGAAAAUCAAAAUUAUCUUAAAGAGGAUUGGAUAAAAAUAAUGACCGAAGGAGGGACGAAGGAAGACUUUUAUCGAAUGUAUGAAGACAUCGAUGCUGCUGCAGACAUCCCUGCUUGUCUUUUCUGGGAAGAAAUUUCUGAAGCGUUCCCUGACGUAAAGCUUAUUUUCACAUGCCGGAGCAGUGAAGAUGAAUGGUUGCAAAGUUACCAACUACAGAUGAAGGCUAUUGCAGAUAAUUACUUUGUUGCUAUAUGGCCGUUUCUCUCUUGGACAGCUUACGAAAAUUUCCAAUUCAGCCACCAUACAGGAAACGCCGAGCACAUUUUCUUUGUUUCGCAAUUAUAUUCCAGGCCGCGUAGCGUUCCACAAAGAAUGAAUCAAGUUUACCAAGGUGGAAGUCCAACUGUUUUGAAAAAGAGAUACAGAGACCACAACACCAGUGUUUUACAGAGGGCACCGAAAGACCGGCUUUUAAAAAUGAAUUUGUCAGAUGGAUGGGAACCUCUGUGCAAAUUUCUUGGAAAACCUAUCCCGAACGUCCCUUUUCCACAUAAAAACAAAAAAAAGAUCGGUUAUUAG